UCUUCGCUGCACUUCGUGCCGCUACUUUCCUUUGUAACUAAUAUCUUUUUUUUCCUUUAAUAUAAAUGUUCCAUUCGAUGAAAAGCAGUAGUUUACUUGAUGAUCGGACGCCGGCUCGAUAACAGGUGUGCCUAUUUGUUGUGUGAAGUGGCGAUGAACUGUUUCUGACGAAGUGAGGAUUUUGUGCGUGCUUCACGGUCGAUGGUAACAGAUUUUUUUUUAAAUGAGACGUGUUUGCGAAAAUAGUGGUACAUACGAAAAAAAGUCAAGUGUCAAUGUAAUAGGAAAAUGAAAUUUGGAUUUAGUGCUGUUGGCGCUAUUUCUAUCCGUUCUAGUGAUAUGCGGUUCCUUUUGAUAGUAACUUUCGUUGCCCUCGGUGUGUUACGGAUCCAAGCCGAUCCCGAUCCUGAACCAAGUCCUGCUAGAGUUCUGGGAAAAUACUUGGUCGCUUACCGUCCGUCCGAUGGCGAGUACCAUUUAUCGAAACAACCAAUGGAUUUAACAAACAUCCCAAACAGUGAAUAUUUGGAUGCGGACGCUGCGGCUAGCCACAGCUCUGGAUAUGCAAUUUCUGGAUCGGGCUCGCCCGGUUACAUGACGAGUUAUACCACUUCAACUAAACAUGGUGGUUCCGUAAGCUACGCUGAUGACGACAGCGACGAAAAACCGACCUUCGUAUCCAGCAGUUCAUCGUACUACAAGCGAAAACCGAUUAUCCCGAUUCUGCAGCAGUACAGUGUUAUCCAUUCUACGAAUACGAACAAUGGUCCUAGUAACAGUGGCCACGGCAGUGAUGAUGAGGAUGAAGACUACUACGAAAAUAGCUAUAAGUCGCAGAAGGUGAUUCAUACCAAAGCAAAAACUGUCCCCAUAAGUCAGCACAUUGAGGUGGAAAGUCCGUAUCCAGUUCCGUACAUUAAAAAGAUACACGUUCCCGUUCCGAAAGGUGUUAAGAUCCAGAUUCCGCACCCGGUUUUGGUUCCCGUUCCGCAACCGUAUCCGGUGCAUGUUCCCGUAUCGCAACCUGUGGCGAUACCCGUGAUCAGAGAGAUUACCAUCCCAAUUGAGAAGAUCGUCCCAUACCCGGUGGAAAAGAAGGUACCAGUUCCCAUCGAAAAACCCGUCCCCUACCCGGUGGAGAAGCACAUCCCGGUACACAUUCCGCAACCCUAUCCAGUUAAGGUCCCGGUCGUCAAGACCAUCGUUCACAAGUUAAAACCACCUCGCACCAUCGGCGUCGGCAGUGUUACCUUCUAGAUGUGGAUCAACCGAAUUUGCAUAGAACAUUGAAACUAAUGUGUACAAUUGCUUUAUUGUAAAUUAUUUCAUUUAACAUUAAUUUUAUCGUUUUUAGUGUUUUCCAUUGGACCGUAACCUCCAGUACAGGGAGAAAAUCAAAUACAGAAAAAAUCGAAAUUAUGUAUCAAACGAACAGCAGAACUAAGCACGACAAAUCCAGAAAAAAACCAAAACUUGCUAGACAGAUUUAUUUGCAUGUAAAUUUACCUCUGCCUGGAUCUGAUUCCGCCGGCUAAAUCCUACUAGGUAUACACAGCAACAGUUAAAAGUUUAGGCCUACAACGCUUUGGCACAAAACCGCCAAGCUCGGUUGGGUGUUAUUAAUUUAUUGCUUCGCAAUUACACACUUUGUUUGGUAGCAUGAAAUCCGGCACCAGGGGGAAAACGAACGCAAAAGUGCACGUGACGCCGGUUACACCACAGGUAUGUACAGGGUAUGUGUAUCGCGCGGUACCUUCUCGAAAACCGAGUGAAUGCGAGCGAGACAGGCUUCCUUCCUUGUGCUAAAAGCCGAAAGCGAACGCGAAGAUAUGCGAGAAAAAAAAAAUACGAACAACUUUUUUUCCUCUACGUUAGCAGUUUUGACGGAUAUUUAUUUGAGUUUUUUUGCUCUCGCAUCAGCGUAAACACAACCCUGCACUGUACACCAUCCUGUUACAGAUGUUUUGCUGGUUAGUUAACAAUUGUGUUACUGUUACAGGCUAGUUAUGUUCGACUAGUAGAAGAGAUAGUUGUUGUUAGGUUGGUAGAAAAUGUUUACCUAUGUGUUGAAUAAAGAUAUUGUUACCAAUUGA
Topomyia yanbarensis is the source of this 2093-nucleotide messenger RNA. RefSeq lists its product as uncharacterized. The transcript has 2 exons. The record is from RefSeq and is a predicted model, not a curated record. NCBI's taxonomy places the organism in Eukaryota, Metazoa, Arthropoda, Insecta, Diptera, Culicidae. The coding region runs from base 289 to 1257 and encodes 322 amino acids.